Symbiodinium natans is the source of this 3351-nucleotide messenger RNA. NCBI's taxonomy places the organism in Eukaryota, Dinophyceae, Suessiales, Symbiodiniaceae. The record is from the annotation of a GenBank genome assembly.
AUGCAGAUGCUUAGCUCACUUGGGGACACGUCUGCCAGGUUGACGCUGGACGGGGCCUCGAAGAAGCCGGAGCUGCACAAACCCGAAGCUUAUCCGUGGACAGGCGCCUGGGGUGGACCCGACCGCGACUGGACGCCGGCUCCGCCCAAGGCCCCGCGCCUGCGGAUCUGCCGCCCUCUCGCGUCGCGGCGGGCGAGGGGCGAGGUGGCCAAAGAAGUUCUUCAUCAGCCCGACCUCGCCCUCUCCAAAGAGCUGGGAGAGAGCUUGGCAGCUGUGGCCAAUGUUCUCCAGGAUUCCCGAGACCUGCGACUCUUGAGGUCAAAGUUGCAAUCAGAGCCAGCCGCCGGUGCGACAAGGCGAGCUUUGCGAGCCCUUAGCGCGCUCCUGCCUUCCGAUGCCUCGAAAACUGGGCCUUUGGAACGCUGUCAGCUUCCGCAGGAUGUCGAGGCCUUGGUCCGCGUCUUGGACGCGGCCUCCCGAGCGCAAUUCGAAGAAUUCCGGGAUCUUCUGCGCCGGCCACCGGUUCUUGAGGCAGAUGAGCCAUCCACCACACUUGUCAAGCUGGCUGUGCUGGUCUUGUCCUAUCUGACUGCGCGCUUCGCGCCCGCACAGACAGCUGCAGCGGAGCCUGUCGAAGCCUCCACUGUCACACAUGUCGAUACAGCAGACAAAGAAGUGAAAGCUCCAGAGCCGCGUGCGGAACCCAAGCAAUACCCCGCCGAAGUGCAGAAGCAGCUGCGCAAGAAUGGCAGCCUGGUAAGGGCUCUGCUGGCGGACGCCUGCUUGGAUGCCUUGAACUUCGAAGGCCAGAAUAUGCAGGAAGCGUUCAUGGAGAACGCCACCUUCCGCAAAGCAGUUCUUCGACGGUGUCGCCUGGAAAAAGCCAGUCUAGGAAAAGCCAAUAUGACCUCCUGCUGCUUGGAGGGGGCACAGCUGCGCGAAGCCAUACUCGAUGCUGCACAGCUGGGGCACGUAAAUGCCGUGGAUGCGAACUUUACGGACGCAAGCCUCAACGGCGUCUGCAUGCGAACGGCGAACCUUUCUCGGGCCAGCUUUCAGCACGCUACCCUCCAACGUGCGGUGCUGGCCAACUGCAAGCUCGAGGGAACCAACUUCGAGGAUGCUGACAUGUCCAGCUGCAUCCUGGACGGCUCUGUGAUUCUCAAAGCCAAUCUUCUGCGGGCAAAGCUCAGGUCGUCGAGCCUGCGAUCGGUACGGCUCGAGGAGUGCAACCUGGACGAUGUGGACCUCAGUCAUGCGGACCUGCACUCCAUCACCGUGGUGGAUUCUCAUGCGCUGCGCGCCAAAAUAGGAAAGGCUUCGCUGAUGAAGGCUGUGAUAAAGAAUGCGGCUCUGGCAAGCUCCCACCUUGCGGGGUCCAACCUGUGUGGGGCGCAGUUGGAUGGUGUGGACUUAACAGGUGCCGACUUGCUACGAGCAACCGCCAGAGGAAUCAAGCUGACCAAGGUCACCCUGAACAAAGCACAGCUUGCGGGGUCUUCCUUGGACGAUGCCAAAAUUGGGGAAUGUUCCUUCUUAGAGGCCGACUUGCAGCAGAGCAGCUUCGAAGAAGCGCAUGUAUCGGCGACCGCCUUCCGCAAAUCGGACUUGCGAAAUGCACUGAUGACCAAAGCAGAUAUUUCGAACUGCGACCUCUCAGAUGUCAAGGCGGAUGGUAUAGGGCUUCAGAAAGCCAAGCUUCACAAGUCCAAUCUCGCUCGGCUUGUGGCUGAAGGCGCUGCCCUCGACGAGGCGCAGCUUCAUGGUGCCAACCUGGAAGGUGUCAAGCUGACGGCUUCCAGCGCCAAACAGGGCAACUUCGACCAUGUCUGUCUUCGCGGGGCCGUCCUUUGCAACCUGGCCGCUGCCCAGUCUCGCUGGGACGGGGCAGACCUUUCCAGCGCAGAUUUUGCAGGAAGCUCUUUGAGCAGAGCCUUCUUUGGCAAGGCUGUACUAAAGGCUGCAAACCUGGCCGGCGUGGACUUGAGUGGCUCUGACAUGGCUGGGGCCUGCUUGGACGAUGCGAUUCUGGACUCGGCAGACUUGUCUGGGGCAAGCCUUCGUGAUGCCCAUGUGGACAGAACCAACUUCACACAAGCCUGCCUCAAGAAUGCAACCCUGCAAAACUCGACGGGCGCAGCGCCAUGCUUCAAGAACACCUGCUUGGAUGGUACGGUCUUCAGCUGCGCUUGCCUCUGCUCCGCGCAGCUGAGUGGAGCACGCGGGCAGGGGACGGUGUUGCGGAGGGCUCGGCUGCCAGCAGCUGAUAUGACCCAGACCUGCUUCCGAGAGCUCGAGGCAGAGGCUGCCGAGCUCCAGGGUGCUAACUUACAGCAAGCCUCGAUCCCUGCUGGGCGCCUGGUUGGUACCAAGCUGGAUGGUGCAAACCUGCAGGGAACGCAGCUACAAGGAGCUAAGAUGCGGAAAGCCAGCUUGACUGAAGCGAAGGCGCAGGAUGCGAACCUGCAUGAAGCGGAUCUUAGAGAGGCGUGCUGCCAAAGCGCAUCAUUUGCAAACUCAAUACUGCGCAACGCAAACUUCGACUCCGCAAAACUGGCCAAUGCCAGCCUGGAGGGAGCUGAGCUGACUGGCGCCACGCUGAAGUCAGCAAGCAUGACAGGUCUUCAACUGCAGCGGGCUGUACUGAUGGGUGCGGACAUGACAGAAGCUGCAGGAGUCGGCUGCAACUUCAGCGGCGCCAACCUUCGGAAAGCUAAGUUGCCCGAUGUCCAACUGCAAGAGGCCUGCCUCGAUGAGGCAGAUUUGCUGGAGGCCUGGGCCAGGCAUGCUGACUUCAGUCGGGCCUCCUUCGUGCGGGCAAAGCUGGUUAAGGCCGACCUUGGUCAGAGCAACCUCCACCAGGCAGACCUCGAAGGUGCUGACCUUUUGCUGACCAACCUCGAGAGCUCGAACAUGGAAGAAGCUUCACUGCGCAAUGCUCGCAGUGUGGACGAGGCCAAGCUGCAAAGAGCUAUCUUCCGCUUUGCAGAUCUGCGUGGCUCCGGCCUUUCCCUGGCCGACGUCACCAGAUACAGCAAUGUGCGAAGGGACAGGGAGCAGGUGCUGCUGGAUGCCCAAUCCGUGAGUCCGCAGUGCGAGGAAGGCAACACCGACCAGCUGAACCGACGAGCAGUCAUUGUUGAUGGCGAUGAAGGCAUGUGGGUUCUGGAGGGAGACGAGGUGGUGGCAGUCAAUGGGGAGACCUGUGAGGGCAAGGGCCUGGAUGAGGUGGGCCCUCUUGUCAAGAACUCCGAAGGCCAACAUGAGAGCCGCAGCUUGGGAUGUCCCCCCUUAUACUCACAGCUCCUUAAUGGGGAUUCUCCUGGGGGGGGGGGGUGUACUGUAGUGUAG